Molecule: messenger RNA, 1130 nt
Organism: Calypte anna (Anna's hummingbird)
Lineage: Eukaryota; Metazoa; Chordata; Aves; Apodiformes; Trochilidae
Gene: MKRN2OS
Product: MKRN2 opposite strand
Exons: 4
Coding region: 1-657 (218 amino acids)
Source: RefSeq, a predicted model, not a curated record
AUGGCGGAGAGCGGCGUGGUGCGCGUGCGGCACUGCGGCUCCGCCAUCUUCUGCCGGCGCACGCCCCGGCACUGCCCCCUCUGCGGGCGCCCCCUACCGGCGGGGCUGAGCCAAGCCCCCCAGCGCCUCCCGAGCCCCCUGCGGGACACGGCCCCGCGCAGCCCCGCGCUCCUCAUCACACCCACCCGAGGCACCUUCCUCAGAGGAUACGACGGGAAUUCGGACCUCCACGUGGGAAUCACCAACAGGAAGGGUGUGGUUUAUCAUUACAACCAGGAGGGCAUCCACAGAUCUGAAACUGGCUGGGAACAGUGCAUUAGCAUCCCCCUGGUACAGCCAGACAUGUUGGGGCUUCUGCAGCAGUGGGAUCAGCUCCUAGAGGACUUUUCUGUGGGAGAGGCCUGGCUUCCUCACAGGUAUGAGGAGCAGGAGCACAACUGCUUCACGUUUGCACUGGGGUUCAUCAACAGCAUCCUGGCUGCACAAGGGAAAGAGCAGAUGAGCAAGAGUGAGUUCACAGAGAAGUUUGUGAUCCCACAGACCAGGAAAGCUUCCAAAUACAUCACUCUGCAGCAGCAGCUCACAGCAAAUGAGUUCUACAUCGUGCCCCUUCCUGAGGAAGAAAAGGUUGCUGAAAAGGAUGUGUUGCUACACUGAAACACCUACAGCAGGAAAAAGGGAGCUUCAAAGUCUUGGUUUAAGGUUUCUGAUCUACUGAUGUGUUUAAAACCACGAUCAGUGUGUUAACCUGCACCUUAUGAAAGGACUGGGGGUCUGAACUGCUGUAUUUGAAUGCAACAACACUCUACACACUACAGGAAAUUGCUGUGUGAACUCCUCACGUGGAAAACUUCCUAUUUACACUUCCUCUCUGCUCUCUUCUGUCAAGACAUUUAAUAUCAGAACUCAUAACUGCUUUGUAAUUAAGGGGUUUAACAAAUCAACUGUGCUAACUUCAGCUGUAGCAAACCAAAAUCUUUUUUUUUCCCAUCACAUUUGUUUCCUGAUGGGUGAAAAGGAGAACUUGUGCUUGUAUGCUGCUAAAAUCCAAAGUCCAUGACUUCAUGCAGAUACACUACAUGCAAAGUUAUUUUCCUUCAAUUACUAAGAAAUAUACCAACAAAUUAAUU